AUGGACUAUGCAAAGUUGGAGAGCUUGGCUCCUUCCAUUCAAUGUAUAUCUCAUAGGGAAGAGCACAACCCUUUAUCCAUGUGGCAGGAAUUUACUGAUAGUCUGCAACAACUACUGGCGUCAGUAACGCAGGUAAAAGUUGUUACCAAACCGGAAAUCUCCUAUUCGAAGCCGUACAAAGAAAUGGAUAUUUCUGAGGGACCUCGCUUGGAGGAAUUACAAACGACUUCCGAAUGCCUGCACCUGGAACAAUUACCGACUGCUGCGAAAACCACUGCACCAAGUUAG
Echinostoma caproni is the source of this 288-nucleotide messenger RNA. Lineage: Eukaryota; Metazoa; Platyhelminthes; Trematoda; Plagiorchiida; Echinostomatidae. The record is from the annotation of a GenBank genome assembly.